Messenger RNA from Drosophila arizonae, 4315 nucleotides. RefSeq lists its product as uncharacterized. Lineage: Eukaryota; Metazoa; Arthropoda; Insecta; Diptera; Drosophilidae. The record is from RefSeq and is a predicted model, not a curated record.
AUUUGUAUUUGCAACAUGGAGAUAGGCGAAGAGCUACGAAUAUGGCUCGACGAUAAGAGCAAAACGUAUACAGCGCGCCUGGAAUUCGCUAUUAAAGUGUGGCAAUCACUGGAUUUUGUGUACAUAAACAAACAUGAAGUGGUUUGCAAAUGGAUCGCGGAUACACUCGUCGAAGAGGAGGAAAUGCCCGUGGAACAGCUGCAGCAACUGUUCUGCCUGCGUGCUCAGCCAGGUUUAGUGACCGUUGCUACAAAAUCGGCGCUUAUUGAAGCAGUGCUGAAACGCAUCGAUAAAGCACCUCCUGCCCAGGCCAAGGGGCAUCCACAGUUGCUGAAAUGCCUGCUCAAUUUCGAGCUGGUGCAGGAUGCACUCCGUGCCGACUAUGAUCUGGUCAUGCGAAGCUAUGGCAUACUCUUUAGCUGCUACGAACGACAGUUGCUGAUUGACAAUGAAGAUGAGCCAAAGCCACGGCAUGCGGACUUUAUAUUGCCUGUGUUACAGCAGCUCCGUGACUAUGUGCAGCGUGCCCAGAACAACGAUCGUCUGCUGAAGGCCUAUGUGAAUGGGGCACUGCAUCCGCUAUGCCAGCUCUUGCUGGAGCUGCGAAAGCACGGAUUCUGCUGCUUCGAGCAGCUGGCCGCUUUGGAGGUGCACCUGACGCAGCAUCUGCGUAUACGUGCUGCAAUAAAGUUGAUGGACGAGCAGCCGUUGCAUGUCCAACUGCUAACAUUGGAGUGUGCCCUGGUGAAUCAUCGCUACGACACGGACAAGCUAUACAAGGUGCUAGAUCACAUCUUCAAAUUUAAAGCGCCACAAAAGGCGGACAGUGGUGAAAGCCGUAAGGCUCAACCCAAGGCCACGCCCAAGGAUAACUUCAUAGCUUUAGUGCUGACCACUCAUGCACUGGAGGCACUGCGUCGCCACAACAUCCAGCUGAACUUUCCCGACAAGCUGAAGAAAACGGGCAUCGCCUACAUGGCCAAUGCACUUUGUGAUUUCGUACGCAUCAACCGGGAGCGGCAUCUAGGCAGAGUGCUGCAGAUGCUCUGUGCAGCGCUGCGGCUCAAUCCGAUGCUGGUGGAGCCGCAUAUCUAUCAGUUGACUAUUUGGAUGAUGUGCGCCGUCAAACGUAACGAAGUGGAGCUGCAGCUGUACUCCGAAUAUCUCGUCCUGCUGUUGGACAUGUGCCGACGCCUGAGUCGCACCGAGCGCUUCAUUAUGAUCCUGCUGAAGUCACUGCGCGAAUGGCUGCACAACUAUGAGCUGCCCAACUUUGAGACUGGCAAACGCAUUCGCCAGGAGCCGAAGCCGGAGCCGGAUCAGGAGCCGCUAACCGAGCAGGAAGAAGAGCAACUAAUGAAUGCCUAUGUGCAACUCUUGCUUAAAUCGAAUUCCACUUCCAGUUGCCAAUCAAAUGCAAUUAGCUACAGCACAGAUGCCCUGGUCCAGACCUGGCCAGGCUCAACGGCUGGCGCCGCCUUCAUCCGGCUGGUCAGCCAGCUGAUGUCCAAGCCCUCGAUCGUCAUCUGGAAGAGUCUGCUGCACAGCUUUGCCGAGCUGCUGGAGCCCGACUCGAUGGCCGUCCUGCCCUGCAAUCUGAACUUUGCCAUCGAGCUUCAGGCGACGCUGCUCUCGCAAUAUUUCCUCGGCACCCGGCUGGCAGAGCACUUACAGCAGCAUCAUGUGGAGCUGGAGCAACAGCGCAAGCACACGAUGCAGGUGCUGCAGCGGUUCGGACAGUACCUGCUCUCGCUGGAGCACAACCGGCGCACCAUGAAUGUCUUCCUGGAGUGUGUGGAGCGGGCGAAUAACUUCGAUCUGCUCCUGGCCUACUACUGGCCGGAUGGCUUGGAGCAGCCGCAGUCGACUCCGGCUUUGCCGCAACUGCAGCGCUUUCUCUCCAGCGACGAGUGGGAGCUGAUCCAUCAGCGCGUGCAUAACUUUGGCAAAUCUCUGUGCCGCCAGCGCUUGCAGCGACUCGAACUGCAGCUCACACUGUCCGGCUGGCUGCUCCUGCCCGAUCAGCGGCUGGCGCCUUGUCCGGAUGCGCUAGUGGAGCUGCUGCCACAACAGCUCUUUGGCCACUUGACGCGUGCCCAGAAGGAAAUGCGAUUGAAGCAGCAGCAGCAGCAGAAGCAACAUUUACCCAAUCUUCUGGAGGAUGCCGAGUGCGUGGAGCUGUUGACCAUGCAGCUACUGCAGCAGUUCGUGGAUAGCUUGAAGCUGGCCAAGAUCAAGGGCUGCCUACUGGCCAAACAGAUGCCACAGGCUACAGAUGAAACAGCCCUGGGCGUAACGCUGCGCGAUAGCUGUGAGAGCACAAAGCAACCAGCGCUGCCCGCUGAAUCCACACAGGAGCUAAUUGAUGCACUGCAGCAGCUGCCACUGGCCCAGCUGCAAAGCAGCCUCAAGCUGCGCCUCUGGCUGCUCCUCUUGACGCUCUACCAAGACGUGCGACGCGCCCAACUACUGCAGCUGUCCAACCAGCUGCUCGAACAGCUCAUAGAUCUUUUGCACUUCGGUCAACCUUUGCCGCUGUGCAGCCAUUUGCCGCAGCUGGCGCAGCUCCUGCAGCUGGUGCCGCUCAACAUGGAUGCGGAUGACGCUGCGGAUGGGAAUGGGACUGAGGCUGAGGCCACUGCCAAUGCCACUGCCUGGCGCUUCUAUGAGAUGUUCUUUGCUCGCUGCAUACGUCGCCUGACGCCCGGCAGCGAUCUCUUUUUGGCCAGCAGCGCCGCGCUCUUCCGCGAGCAGCUGCCAGAGCUGUCAGCCUCGCAUUGCCGCCUCCUGCUGCUCGCCAUCGAGACCCUGGCCAGUGGCACAGGCAUGCAGGCGCGACGCAUGCAGCGUCACCUGCAGCCGCUGCUCGAGAUCUAUGGCCAGUUGGUCAGUCACAAGUUUCGCUCGCAGAAAAAGUCGCCCGCCGUCUACAAGGAGUUCGUGCAGCAGACACUCAGUGGCUAUGCCAUUUACCUGAGCAGCUGCAUCAAUCGUGCGGCCAAGCAGCAGAAGGAGAACGUCGACGAGGACAAGCAGCAGAAGGAGAGCAUCGACGAGGCCAAGCAGCAGAAGGAGAACGUCAAGAAGACCAAGCAGGAGCCAAAGCAGGCGAUUGCUGUGCCAGUCAUCGACGAGAACUUUAGGCGCAUUUGCAAGAUCUACAUAGGACAUUCGCUGAAUUACCGCAAUGCCCAUGCCAUACGCUUGCUGAAUGUGGCCUUGACGCACCGGCAGCUGCUGCAUUUGGACCAGGACGAGAUUGAGUUUGUGCUGGACAGCUAUUGGCGGCAACUGAAUAAGGAUAUUGCCGCCAGCUCAGCGCUGGACAUGGCCAGCAUCGAGCCCGCUAUUAAGCUCAUCAUUGGCUACAAGACGAACGAGGAUUUUCUGCUGCUGCUGCGAGGACUCGGCCAGCAGCUGGACGAGAUGCAGCGACCAGAGACACCGGCACAGCAUACGAGCCUGCAAAACGUGCUCGUCCUUAUGACGCUCUUUGCCAAGUGCUCGCUGAGCAGCAUCAAGGGAGCGAUGCUCAAUGAGCAGUUUAAGCUGAUCAACGGCAAUGUUUCCCUGCGUCUGCCAGCGCCCAGUGAUGCCGCCUAUUGCAACCAUGUGCUGCGUCUGCUGGAGGCACAGAGCGCCUUGGCCAACAAUCGCACUGUGCCGCUGAAUGGCGAAACUCUGGACUCGAUAUUGGCCAGCAUGCUGGACCUGAAUAUCAAACGUUUCAUUCUAGCCGGCGGCAGCUGGCUGGACUUUCGGCGGCUGCACGCAACGCUGUCGGAGAACUGUUUGCUCCUGCUACGCCAGCAUGCCGCACUGAUGGCGGAUCGGGCCGCACAGCUGAGCGCCAUCUGCCAGGAUCUGGUGCAGUCGAUUGUAUGCUAUCGCAGUGAACGCCAGCAGGCGCAAAGCCUGACGGAGGACGAACUGGAGGGGCUGGCCGAGCUGGGGCUGAAGCUGUCGACGCUCAUGGCGGGCAUUUCAGCCGGGCUGGCCUUGGCCAUGAAGCGUGUGGCACCGUUUCUGCUCAUUUUCACCAUCAAGCAAAUGAUUGACACCGAAAGACCCACAACGCUCUUCGAGAAGAUCAAAUUACAAGUGGAUCGAUUCUGUCACGAGCUAAUCUCCAUCUGUGACCAUCGCUCGGGUCACUUUAUACUGCGCUCCAGCAGCGAGGCGGGCGCACGCAUGUAUCAGAGCCUCGUCAAGGAGCAUGACAAAUACCACAAGUUCCGUGGCAAGGUUUAAGCUGGAGAGUGGUCCCACAGAGAGUUGAUGCAAGGAGAGAUUAGCAUUUACCGGCUUAAACAAA